AAUCCAUGUUGACAGAUCAAGCUUUCAAUACACAAUUUAGCCAUAAUUACUGAAGAAACUCACAAAAAUAGUUGGCAUUGCGCUGCAUGUCAAAGACCGCUGAGUUAUAAUGAAUAUAAAUGGAAAUAUAAUCUUCUUUAUUUCUCUCCACAUCAACUUGUACCAUUCGACCAAUUCAUUUCUGCAAUCAAAAUUCAAAACGUUUUCUAUUUUAAGUCCGGAUAUGUUCCAAGUCCGUUCUAAAAGAGACAGAAAUAGCAACGGAAAAUUUUUAAAAAUUGUUACGUUUUCCGGCCUGGGUCGGUCUUUUGCCCUGCAUUUGACACCUGGCUCACCUGUUCUACAUCCACAAUUCUCUGUCAGUCUGGAAGAUUCCGAAGGCGUGCAAACCCCCCACCCUGUGGACAAAAAUAAUUUUUACCACGGAUUUCUUCACCCUGACCCAGAGGCGGUCGUAGACGCAGUUUUUGCUGACGGUAUUUGGAUUGCUCGGAUAUUCACUAAUGAAAUAACCUACAGUAUUGAGCCGCUAGGCUUUCAUGAACCUAAGGCAAAUUCCCAGUUAGUGGUUUUGUUUAGCAAUCUCGAUCUACGAGAGGAUAUGAAUACAACCAAGGGGGACUCCAUGCAUCCAUUUUGUCGUGAUUUUUUCUUCCCGACCCAACACAGCUCAAACAAUUCCAGACUUUCAGAAAAACUGAAACGAGAUUUCUUGUCAAAAAAUACCAGAAUUGCCCGAGAAUCUCAGAAGAAGCAACUAUCAAGGAUUAAAAAAUCCGACUCUGAGAAACCGUUGGCAUGCGAGAUACUAGUUAUCGUAGACUACCUGGCAUUUCGUGGUAUUGGAGAAAAGAACGUUCCACGAUCUAUAGGUAUCAUGGUCUCUGUAUACCAAAUCGCAAACCGGAUCUUCAAUACUACAGUCUUUAUAGAUCUCCCAAGAUUAACUUUAUCGGUGCGCAAGUUUCUCAUCCAUACAAACUUUACCAUCUCAAGUACCCAGCACUAUAAUCAACCAAAUAUUGAGCUGAAUAAGGAAAAGUUGAUAUACGCCAUGUCGUUUCAAAAUAUUUUUAUUGAAUACUGCAUUGGGCAUCUAACGACGCAAAGGUUCUUAGACGGCCUGCUAGGUUUAGCCUCACAAGCUGAAAACCUCACGUAUGACUGGUGUAAUGGGAUCUGUUCAGGGAGUGCUGGCGACUCAAGAAAUAUUGGAUACAGCACCCUUGUAGGCUACGGUGGGAUUCUGCUUACUCUAAAUAGAUAUGCUUUAGUAGUGGCCCACGAGAUCGGACACAACUGGGGCAGUUUUCACGAUCCUUCCACUAAUUCAGUCUGUAGCCCAAGCAGCAGCAAUGGAGGGAAGUUUCUUAUGUGGGAUAGUGCUGGCUCUGGAAAUGACCGAAAUUCCGCGACCUUUUCUGAGUGUUCCAUACAGGCAAUGAGCAAUGUGCUAUCGUUUAAAGCUAAUAGAUGCUUCAAGCCAAUAGACAGGGUAGAAAACUACUGUGGCAACGGUAUAGUCGACAAAGGGGAAGAUUGUGACAAAGGGGACAUUCAUAUUGACCCAUGCUGUGAUCAGUCGUGUCGGUUUCAAGAGAACGCCAUUUGUUCGCCCAUCAACCACCCGUGCUGCAAUGAUAAAUGUCUCACGGCGCCUAGUACGCAGCCGUGUUUGGGUAUAGUGACGCCGCCUUGCCACGAAGAACCGUUUUGCUCUGGUAACAGCUUCGACAAAUGCGACCCACCCAAGAUUCUACCAAACAACUCGACAUGCGAGGACCAAGGCCGAUGUUGGUUCGGCAGAUGCCAGAGCUACUGUGAAAUUCAAAGCCUGAAUUCCAACCCGCCGGCUCAUCUGGAGACGUGCUCGUGCGAUUCCAACACUAGAGAUAUGUGCAUGCACUGUUGCCGGGAUGUCCUGGGGGACGGGGAGUGUAAGGUCAUGGGCGGACCAUACCAAGAGGGCUACCCUUGUCUGCUGGGCUACUGCAAGGCUAACGAGUGUGUCGAGGUGAAAGAAGAUUUCCAAUUUUCCACAUCCGGAGCGAAUUCCUUGUUUUACCCAACGAUUUCCCUGACCAAUCUAUUAGUGUUGUGGUAUACAUACGUCUAUUGCAUGUGUCCUUUUGAGGACAUACUAGUACCUGUUUGAGAAACUCAGGUUUUUAGUUUUAAUCAGUGAUUAUAUCGAAUCUUAAUGAUCAAUAGAAUGGAUACAAAUCCGCCAUCUUUAUUGUAAAUAAUAAGUGGGUCUGACCUGAGUGAACUUGACAUAUGAACAACUAAUUCUUAUAUCCAAACACUAUCGGACCGGAAUUCUUUUCACGGCUUAAGGUCACAUUGUAUAUUAUCUAUAGUCACUGUAUGUGGGACUAAGGUCAUGGCACAACGUCCUUGCAUUAGCUAUGGACCCUUCACACACAAAAAAAUACAACAACAAAAAACCUUUUUUUUCCCAUUUUGUUUAAGUUUAAAGUUACAUACACAUCUCUUUUUCUUUUAGUUUAAUGCGUUAAAAAAUUAUUAAUUUCCACAUUUUUUAAAAUCCCUGAUAUGAGUUAGGAAAAUGUUUGGACUUAAAAAUUAUUUGUGUGAAAAUAAAUUUAUGUUGAUCCUCGGAAUUAGUGGACUGCAAAAAAAUUCAUUAAAACAGACUUCCGUGCAGUUUGUCAUAUUUGCCUUUAUUAAAGAAAUCUUA
Messenger RNA from Physella acuta, 2701 nucleotides. Its product is annotated as ADAM 17-like protease. Gene Ontology annotation, cellular component: plasma membrane. Gene Ontology annotation, molecular function: metalloendopeptidase activity. The record is from RefSeq and is a predicted model, not a curated record. NCBI's taxonomy places the organism in Eukaryota, Metazoa, Mollusca, Gastropoda, Physidae. Gene Ontology annotation, biological process: membrane protein ectodomain proteolysis; Notch signaling pathway.